Messenger RNA from Bolinopsis microptera, 870 nucleotides. Its product is annotated as tol-Pal system protein TolA-like. Bases 1 to 870 code for a protein of 289 amino acids. The record is from RefSeq and is a predicted model, not a curated record. The transcript has 5 exons. Lineage: Eukaryota; Metazoa; Ctenophora; Tentaculata; Lobata; Bolinopsidae.
AUGGCCGCUGUCAGGAUAGGUCACAGCCCACUAGUUUACUUUCAGAACGUGGCGAACAACGUCAACUUCGAGACGCAAGAUUGUGAACAUUUUUCAGGAGAAGCAGAAACAUCUCAGCACCUCCUCUGCAAGUGCAUCCAGACCAUGACGCUCAGAAUGAGGAUAAUUGGCUUUGACCUUGCUCGGAAGUCCCUUGUCUGCCCGCAGAAGUACUACAACGGAAGUGGGUUUGCUCUGAGCCAGAUGAAGGUAUUCCUGCUUUUCCUAGUCACCGCCGCUGUUCUGUACUCCGCUACUGCAAUUGAAGAAGAUAUAUACAACCCCCACCCCCAACCACACCACCCACCCCCACACCCACAGCCAAACCCAGCUGCUGCACGUGCUGCUGCUGCUAAGAAGGCUGCUGCUGCUGCUGCUGUAAAGAAGGCUGCUGCUGCUGCUGCUGCUAAAAAGGCUGCUGCUGCUGCUGCUGCAAAGAAGGCUGCUGCUGCUGCUGCUAAGGCUGCUGCUGCUGCUGCUGCAAAGAAGGCUGCUGCUGCUGCUGCUGCUAAAAAGGCUGCUGCUGCGAAGGCUGCUGCUGCUGCGAAGGCUGCUGCCGCUAAGAAGGCUGCUGAUCUUAAAAAGAAAAUUGAAGCUGCUGCUAAGGCUGCUGCUGCUAAAAAGGCUGCUGCUGCUAAGGCUGCUGCUGCUAAGGCUGCUGCUGCUAAGGCUGCUGCUGCUAAGGCUGCUGCUGCUAAGGCUGCUGCUGCUAAGGCUGCUGCUGCUAAGGCUGCUGCUGCUAAAGCUGCUGCUGCUAAGGCUGCUGCUGCUUCGAGGGCCCGUCAACACCCUCACCCACACCCACACCCACCCCCUCACCACGGACAGUAA